GUGCAUCCUCCGUCUCCAACUCCGACAUUGCCUUAACUUGGAACCAAAUACAAAAUUUGCGUACAUUUUCCACUGCCUGCGGAUUAGAUAAAAAUAGUAAAAUAGUAAGAUUUCGCUUAGAUAAAGAACAGGAAAAGAAGAACGCAAUUGUGCAUAAACCGGUGAACCGAGAGAACAACUACAACGACAAGAUGGCUAAUAGCGGAAUUGUAGAGUCAUUUCCCACGGCUGCUUUGGUACCGAAAGCAGAGACUGGAGUCUUGAAUUUCCUGCAAAAGUAUCCUGAAUAUGAUGGCAGAGAUGUAACAAUUGCCAUUUUUGAUUCUGGGGUGGAUCCUCGAGCCACUGGAUUAGAAACUCUUAGCGAUGGGAAAUCUGUUAAAGUUAUAGAACGCUAUGACUGCUCCGGUUGCGGUGAUGUGGACAUGAAGCGCAAAGUUGUGCCCGAUGAGAAGGGAGAAUUUAAGGGUAUCUCAGGUAGAACUUUAAAGCUCAGCAAGGAACAGCUUGCCCUCAAUGCCGACAAGGAGGGAGCCGUGCGUGUGGGUUUGAAAAGCUUUGCCGAUCUUGUGCCCUCUAAGGUUAGAGACAACAUAGUCAACCAGGCCAAACUCAAGACCUGGGAUAAACCCCAUAAGACAGCCACUGCCAAUGUAAGCCGCAAACUGGUUGAGUUUGAGACACAAAAUCCAGGUGAAGCCUCCAAAUUACCCUGGGACAAAAAGAUCAUUAAAGAUAAUCUAGAGUAUGAACUGGAAAUGCUCAAUAGUUAUGAAAAGGUCUAUAAUGAUAUCAAGACCUCAUACGAUUGCGUUUUAAUACCCACUGCGGACAACGGUUGGCUUACGCUGAUAGACACCACAGAGCAGGGUAACUUGGCAGAUGCCUUGAGCAUAGGAGAAUACACUAGGACCCAUGAGACUAAGAAUGUGGAUGAUUUCCUUUCCAUAUCGGUCAAUGUUCAUGAUGAGGGAAAUGUGUUGGAAGUUGUGGGAAUGUGCUCACCGCAUGGUACCCAUGUCUCCUCCAUAGCUAGUGGAAAUCAUCAGUCUCGCGAUUUGGAUGGUGUGGCUCCAAAUGCCAAAAUUGUCUCCAUGACCAUUGGAGAUGGUCGUUUGGGUUCUAUGGAAACGGGCACUGCUUUGGUCAGAGCAAUGAUGAAGGUGAUGGAAUUGUGCCGCGAGGGCAGACGUAUCGAUGUGAUUAAUAUGAGCUAUGGCGAACAUGCCAAUUGGUCAAAUUCUGGCCGCAUUGGUGAGCUUAUGAACGAGAUAGUCAACAAAUACGGAGUCGUUUGGGUGGCCUCAGCUGGUAAUCAUGGUCCCGCACUCUGCACAGUUGGCACACCACCCGACAUUAGCCAGCCCAGUUUGAUCGGUGUGGGAGCCUAUGUUUCGCCACAAAUGAUGGAGGCCGAGUAUGCCAUGCGUGAGAAGCUACCCGGAAACGUUUAUACAUGGACCUCUCGUGACCCUUGCAUCGAUGGUGGUCAGGGAGUGACUGUGUGUGCUCCUGGUGGAGCGAUUACCUCAGUGCCUCAAUUCACCAUGAGCAAAUCGCAAUUGAUGAACGGCACCAGCAUGGCUGCUCCUCAUGUGGCUGGAGCAGUAGCUUUGCUUAUUUCCGGAUUAAAGCAACAAAAUAUUGAGUAUUCACCAUACAGCAUUAAGAGAGCUAUUAGCAAUACGGCCGUGAAACUGGGCUACGUUGAUCCCUUUGCCCAGGGGCAUGGUUUGUUGCAUGUGGAGAAAGCAUUUGAACAUUUAGUCGAGCAUCGCAAUUCCAAGGAUAAUAUGUUACGUUUCUCCGUUCGUGUGGGCAACCACCAGACCAAGGGCAUUCAUUUGCGUCAGGGUGUGCAGCGCAACUAUGUCGACUACAAUAUCAAUAUUGAACCAAUCUUUUUCAAUGACAAGGAGGCGGAUCCCAAGGACAAGUUUAACUUUAAUGUGCGUUUGAAUCUAAUCUCAUCUGAGCCCUGGGCACAGUGCGGCGCAUUUUUAGAUCUCAGUUAUGGAACACGUUCAAUUGUGGUGCGCAUUGAUCCUGCAAGCCUUCCACCAGGCGUUCAUUCAGCUGUGAUUCGCGCCUAUGAUACGGAUUGUGUGCAAAAGGGACCACUUUUUGAGAUUCCUGUGACUGUGGUGCAGCCUCAUGUCCUUAAUUCCGACCAGAAUACACCUGUUUUUGAGCCAGCCUCCACGAAAGGUGACAAGAGUGUAGAAUUCCAACCAAAUACCAUACAAAGAGAUUUCAUUCUUGUGCCCGAACGUGCCACUUGGGCAGUUCUUCGUAUGCGCAUCACUGAUCCCAAUCGCGGUCAGGAUAUAGGCAAAUUCUUUUUGCAUGCCAAUCAAUUGUUGCCCAAAUUAUCUUGCCGCAAACUGGAAACAAUGAAGAUUAUAGGCGUCGGCUCAGAACAUGAAUGUACUACUCCAUUUAGAGUAAAGGCUGGUACAAUUUUAGAAUUGUGCUUGGCCAAAUAUUGGUCAAACCAUGGCCAAAGUCAUUUGAAGUAUAGUCUGGAAUUCCGCGGCAUCGAAGCCCACAAUCCCAAUGCCUAUGUCAUGCACGCUGGACGUGGAAUACAUAAGCUGGAGGUUGAGGCCCUUGUCUCCGAGGAAAUUCAGCCACUGCUACAAUUGAAAAAUGCUGCCGUUGUCCUUAAGCCCACUGAAGCGAAAAUCUCUCCCUUGAGCCCUAGCCGUGAUGUUAUUCCCGAAGGACGUCAAGUGUAUCAGAAUCUUUUGGUCUACUCAUUGAAUGUGACUAAAGCCGCUGAGGUUGCCAUCUAUGCUCCAAUUUUCAAUGAUUUGCUCUAUGAGGCCGAGUUUGAGUCACAAAUGUGGAUGCUAUUCGAUGUGAAUAAGGCCCAAAUUGCCACGGGCGAUGCCCAUUCCCAUACGUUCUAUACCAAAUUGGAGAAGGGUGACUAUACCAUACGCCUGCAGGUGCGUCAUGAGAAGCGAGAUGUAUUGGAAAAGAUUUCGGAAGCAAAUAUGGUGGCUGCCUUCAAGCUACCCAAUAUGCUUACCUUGGACGUUUACGAGAACUACAAUCAGUGUGUUGUGGGUGGACGUAAACUUAUCACUGGUUAUGUGAAGACAUCUACAAGGGUUCUCUAUGUGGCGCCCAUUGGUCAGGAGCGUCUCACCAAGGCCAAUUUACCGAACCAAUGUGCUUGGUUGAGCGGGAAUUUGGUGUUCCCCAAGGAUGAAGCCGGUCGUCGUGUUGCCUUGCAUCCAUUUACUUAUAUCAUGAAUCCGACUGAAAAGAAGAGUCAUUCCAAUGGAGCUGGAAACAACAAUAGCUCAUCGAAUGCCACACCGGCAGCGGCAGCCGUAGCUGUAAAUGCAAAUGCAGCCAAGCCCAAGGCUCAGCAGGCAACCGUUUCGGUAAACAGUCCAGCGGCUGGCGAUGGUGUGAAUACACAAACCGAGCCGCCAGUAGAAAAUGGAACAGGUCCUGGCUCACCCAAAAAGGGUAAAACUAGUGCCGAUGAUUAUGCCGAGAGCCUACGCGACUUCCAAUGCUCGCAUAUAGUGAAAGGCGAACUCGAGUUGGCUGAAAAAAUCUAUCAAGAAGUUGUGGCAGCUCAUCCCAAGCAUUUGCAGGCUCAUUUAUUGCUCAUCCAAAACAUUGAAUCCAACCAAUUGAAACCCAAUCAAUUGCCAUUGGCAUUUGCUCUUGGAAAAGAGCAAAAAGAAGGUGAAGAUCAAAAGAAGCAACGCAGUGCUUUGGAACGUAUUAUUAAACUGGCUGAUAGUGUUAUCAAAGAAUCUGAUGUGGAAUCACUGCUCUCCUAUUAUGGACUCAAAAAUGACACAAGAGUGGAUGCAGCAAAGAUUAAGACAAACAUGGAUAAGCAGAAGAAUAAUCUAAUUGAGGCGCUCAGCAAGAAGGGUAUUGCCUUAACCAAAUUGGCCAUUUUGGAUGACAAUGUGAAAGAUCGUGUUGCUGAUCUUAAUGAGAUCUAUACGGAAAUCAUUAAAUUUGUUGAUGGUAAUGAUUCCAAGGCAAUACAAUUCUCACUGUGGCAUGCCUAUGCUCAUAAUCAUUACGGACGCAUGUAUAAAUAUGUGAUUAAACUGAUUGAGGAUAAACGCAAUCGGGAAUACUUUGAGGAACUGGCGGCCAUAAAUCAAUCCCUGGGCUAUGAUCAUACCAAAACUGUUAUUGAGCGCAUGACCGUUACUGCUUUUCCCAGCACUUAUCGUUUGUUCUAAAGGACACACAAGACAAAUUUAAAUUAUACACUUACUCUCAAUUUAAUCAAUUUAAUCUUAUGUGAAUUAUUAUUGUUUUAUAUGUAAUUCUGCAAGAAAAAACAAAAAACACAAAAUCUAAUACAAUUCUAUGAAAUACAAAAUGAUUUGAAAUUCGAA
Messenger RNA from Drosophila willistoni, 4385 nucleotides. It is a transcript of the gene TppII, whose product is annotated as tripeptidyl-peptidase 2. Gene Ontology annotation, biological process: proteolysis. The record is from RefSeq and is a predicted model, not a curated record. The transcript is spliced from 11 exons. Lineage: Eukaryota; Metazoa; Arthropoda; Insecta; Diptera; Drosophilidae. Gene Ontology annotation, molecular function: serine-type endopeptidase activity; tripeptidyl-peptidase activity. Gene Ontology annotation, cellular component: cytosol. Bases 192 to 4226 code for a protein of 1344 amino acids.